AUCAUCACCGUCCCUACAUCUGAGUCCAGGCGGAACGGAGGCGUGUAGGAGGAUCGUGACAUGAUUAUUUUACUCUUAAAAUUAUAAUCGGAUGAAAUGAAACCAGACAUUUGACGAAAAGAGUCUCGGCUGUGAAUUUAAAGUCACCUUGAAUGGAAAGUUGUUGAUCGGAGUCGACGGAUCAGCGCUCUUGGUUAGCCUAAGGACAGAGAUUAUUGACAUCUGACACUAGGAAUUAAAAAGGCAUCUUCAUGGCAGCUUUAGAAAACAAUUUCCCACCUCUUCCUCGUUUCAUUCCCCUGAAGCCAUGCUUCUACCAAGACUUCAACGAGAUCCCAGAACAACGUCGCACCAUGUGCAAACGCUUGUACUAUCUCUGGAUUUUGAACAGUGCUACGCUGGCGGUCAAUCUGAUUGGUUGUCUGGCAUGGAUGUGUGGUGGAGGCGGGGCCACUAAUUUUGGAAUGGCUAUAUUGUGGCUUAUUCUCUUCACUCCUUGCUCUUAUGUCUGCUGGUUCCGGCCCAUUUACAAAGCUUUCAAGACUGACAGCUCUUUCAACUUCAUGGCAUUUUUCUUCGUAUUCAUGGCUCAGGUUGUGAUCAGUAUUAUCCAGACAGUGGGCAUCCCAGGCUGGGGAGUCUGUGGGUGGCUGGCCACCAUUACAUUUUUUAGCACUAAUAUCGGCUCUGCUGUGGUCAUGCUGAUUCCCACUAUUAUGUUCACAGCUGUUGCUGUACUGUCUUUCAUCGCCCUCACCAAGGUCCAUAACUUCUACCGUGGCAGCGGAGGGAGCAUGAGCAAGGCCCAGGAAGAAUGGACAACAGGUGCUUGGAAAAACCCCCACGUACAACAAGCAGCCCAGCAGGCAGCUAUGGGUGCAGCCCAGGGAGCAAUGCAGGGCCAACAGUACUCUGCCCCUCCAACCUACAACUAUGAUGAACCCAUGUAAUGUGUAUUUGGUAGAAAACUUUUAUGAGUGUUAGGCCUGUUUUAUACUUGACAAGUGACUAUGCUUAUGUGUGCAGCCCUAGCUGCAAUGUUAGUGAACAAACAACAUUUACAUCACCUCAGAUGGCCUGCCUAAUCAGGUGUCCAUGUUGUAUACAAAACAGGCUUUUUUUUCCCUGUAGUAGGGUAACUGAUAUGUUUUAAUGUACAAAACUCUCUAGAAUAGUCUCUAAGUGUGCAAUUUGGGACACCACUCUAGUUUGUCCAGUCUGUGGCAGACAUUAUGUCACAUUGCACUAUACUGCCUACACUAUUUACAUUGGGCACUGAACACCUACCUGCAUCAACAAACACUGCAACACAUGCACACAAAUAUGCACAAUCACCACCCUAGAUUAAGGUUGGAUAUGGGUGAAUGCAAUUUUCCAUAAGCAUGUGCAUAGUUAAAAGCAAGUAUAAACCUGGCCUUACAAACAUAUUAGGGAGGGGGAAGGGGGCUCACACAGAGAAUUAUAAUUAGAGCAAAUAACUGACCAUUUUAAUGGCAAAACAAUAAUGCGUAAAAAUGGUCUCAAUUGUUGUGUAUGGUAGAGUGAAAUAUCAUUUUUGUUUUUGAAGCUAAGCUUUCUCAACUCUUAUCCCAGAGGCCCACUGCCCUAAAGUUUCAUGUUCCUCUUUCCUAGCACUCAGGAGCUUAUCAUAAAGCCUCCUGCGAGUUAAAUCAAGAAUGUUUGGGAGCAGGAAAACCUGAUAGUGGCACAAGGCACCUCCAGGACAUGAGUUGAGAUUUUCUUUUUUGGACCCCAACAGUAACACAUUAUGUCUUUGUAAUGGCUGUAUUCUAUUUCUGCCUAGAGUAUAUCUUAAUUGAUUAUGCAUUCCAUUGUGUUCCUUUAGUAUUAGAGCCCUUGAUGAGCCAUCUGUAUAUUUGUAUUUCUAUAUGGUUAUUUGUCGUUAAAACAACUAAAGGCAGACCCUGGGAGUAAUAAUUGUAAAUCAGUUACAAAAAUUUAUGUGAAAUAACUUAAUAAUAAAUGCAGCAACUGAGAUAGCUCCUUUUUGCAUUUUAGUUGCUGAGCCACAUUUUAUCCAUCCUCACAAUUUGCCUUUUCCUAGGUCUUAACACUUUGUCUUGCUUUAUAAUUACCUCAUUCUAGUUUGUCUGCUAGGACACGAAUAGCCAUACACUUAUACACUUACCUUUGAUUGAUUGGUUUUGUAACAGUAUAAGUUAAAGAAAUGUGUACCUCAAACAGGUGUCAAAAUAUUUUGCUUUCUGGUAAAAGGUCAACCUGAGAAAACCCUUGAUGAUUAUUAUUUCAGAGCUGCAUUUCCAAAAACAUGAUGGCUAUACAGCGGCCAUUAGUUAAUGGCUUAGAAGAACUGAAGUGUAUCCUAAAACUGCUUGACUUCAGUGCCUGCACCAACAAUCAUUGAGCCAUGAAAUACUGAUUUAUUAUAAAUCACGUCUGGCCUAGUCUGAUUUAAUGUUGUCUUUGCCAUUAUUGCAGUGAAGUAUUGUCCUGCAAAUUUGUGAGUAAAUCUUUCUGUGCAUUUUGGUGAAGACAUACAGUGUGCUGACAUAUUUUGUUAAGAUGUUUAUUUGGGUAAAGCAGGGGUUAAAUGCCUGCAGGUAAAGCACACUAGUCUCUGUUUGAAUAAUACAGUGUGAAUCCAUUUAAACUCAGACUUUUGUUAUUUUCUAAUAGGAAAAUGGACUUUAACAUAGUACUUAAUUUUGUGUAGAUAUUUGCUGUGAUACAGUGACUAGUACUUGUUGUGAACAAUUUGCAUAUUACAUGGUUUUGAAUAUACUGUAUGUAAAUUCCUCAAUCUUAGUCACCCUAGUAAGGCUGGUAUAUUUCAAUACAUGUAAUUUGUUUUGAUGUAAAUUGAACUUAUCUGUAGUCUGAAUGAGUUAGUGAGAUGUGGUUAGAUUUUAAUCGAAAUAACUAAACAAUCCUCAUAUUGCUAUUUAAGUAUGCUUAAAUCUAACCAACAUAAGAACAUAACAUAAAUAAGUAAAUAGUUUGAGAUUACAACAUACAUGUACAGUUUAUGAAAUAUGUAAUCACAAUGUCUUAAACAAGGCUUGUACAAUAGCAUCUCAUCCCAAGAACUGUAAAAUGGUCCAAGUGUUUAGGUGUUUAGGUUCAUGUGUAUAUUAAUGUGUAUGGUUGCAGUCCUAUAACUUGAUUUUGGUUUUCAAUUAUUACUAUCAUUUAGCAAAUGAAUGAUGCUUUAAUGUUAAACGUAUCAUGGCUGUUUUACUGGUAUUGUUAAAACUAGUUCUAGUUUUUUAGACAUAGUGUUGGUAGAAGUUGGCAGUUUUCUUGAGUGCCCAUGAAAUGGGUACUAGAUCAGCAUAAAGUGUAUACUACUCCCUAGAGCGAUUUUAAUUCUCUGCUAUUGUCCACAACUUUUUACUGCCCUAAAAUGCUGACUUCACAUUUAAAUUCCAAUUUGGUAUAUUCAGAGCAAAGUUUUCCUAGAUACUGUAAAAAAUAUAGAGUAUAAAGAGUAAUGUGAUAAUAUUAAAGUUUAUGUCAGAUGCACCAGCAGCAGGAUUGGCCAGUGUCUAUCGCCAUCACACCCAUUAUACUCUAAAUGCAUAUAGUAACCCUAUUAAAAGUAGAAAAGGUUUUGUUCAUAGUGUAAAGUGAAUGAGUGGUGAUUGAUAAUAGAACUAAAAAGGUAGUUGUCUACAUAUGGUGUGUCAUGUGGUGCUUGGUAAAUCUGUGAACCUAAUCAAACCUUGUGCCAUGUGUAGAUAGAUGUUAUUUGUGUGGUUUAUGUCGAUUUUACUGUCCACCCCAACACGGAAUGUAUUGUUCACUUCAGGGAAAGAGGCACAUAUAAAGUCCACAUUAGGGGUUUUCUUUUUCUCUCUUUAUAAUUUAAAUUUAAAAUUUUGUGCUUUAUGUUGACAAUAAACAUUCCUUUCUGAUAUAAA
Clarias gariepinus (North African catfish) is the source of this 3902-nucleotide messenger RNA. RefSeq names its product secretory carrier membrane protein 5a (gene scamp5a). NCBI's taxonomy places the organism in Eukaryota, Metazoa, Chordata, Actinopteri, Siluriformes, Clariidae. Gene Ontology annotation, biological process: protein transport. Gene Ontology annotation, cellular component: trans-Golgi network membrane; recycling endosome membrane. The record is from RefSeq and is a predicted model, not a curated record. The transcript has 7 exons. The coding region runs from base 252 to 950 and encodes 232 amino acids.